CUAUAUAUAAUUCGUAAAGACAAAAAAAUUGAGGAACUAAAAUAUAAUCUUGUUAGCCGGAAGGACAAGCAAAUCAUGAGCAGCGGUGCCAACAAUUCCUGGCCGUUGCUCUGGACUCGGCAGCCUCAACUGGACUAUGGUGCCUAUGCUGCUGACCAUAUUGAGCCAAGCCGGGUGCGCCCUAUUCCCACGUUUCCAAGGUCCCCGACCUUCCAAGUUACUCCUGAUGUCAGAGCCGGCGCGCGGCCUCCCUCGCAAUCAUUUGAGGAUAGAAGGAUUACAGGACCGUCUGGAAUGUCUAGCUUUCCCGCACCAACUCUCUCUUCAAUGCAAAUUGUAGUCCUAGACAACAACAUGACAAGGGAAGCAAACCCCAGGCGGAGCCAAAUCAUCCAGGAUCGCCUUUCAAGAUAUACAGGACAACAAAAUCGGCCAGUAUUUCCAACACUGGCAGACGACUCCAGGUUGACCCAAGAUGAGCAAAACAAGGCAUUGAAAAUGCUCAAGAAAGAAACUUACAAUCCUACUGCGAAGGCAAUAUCAAAGAGAUUGAACUUUUAUUACAAAAAUAAUGACAAAGGUAGUCCUUCGAAGGAGUUGGAAAAGUUGAAAGAUGAAGAUGCUAAGAGCUGUACUAUUUGCCUGGAUGAUUUUGAGCCAAGAGAAGAGGUGGCGAUAACCCCAUGCAACCACAUGUUCCAUGAGGACUGCAUCUUGCCGUGGUUGAAGAGCCAUGGCCAGUGCCCCGUUUGUCGCUAUGCCUUCUGCGAGAGAAUGGAAAGUACCACUGCACGCAACUUGAACAAUACUAACAUUGCAAAUGUGGGUGCAGCCAAUGAUCUUUUUGCAGGAGAGUUGCUAUCGAUAAUAAGGGCACUAGAAGAUGUCUUUGAAUGGGGCAAUCCUACUGCCCGCUAAUUAAUAUGCCAACUUGGCCUUUGUUAAGAACCAUUAAUGUUUAAUGGUUAUGUACGUUUUUCUAGUGUACGUUAUUUAUCACUGCCACCUGAUCAUUCGAUUUCCUUUUUGCCUAUUUAUAUGCUCAUGACAUAUAAUGCGGAGGUUAAUAGUAGUACUCCUAAAGUUGAAUAUAUAUAUAUGUUUUUAUUUUUCA
This is a messenger RNA of Carya illinoinensis, 1114 nucleotides long. Its product is annotated as E3 ubiquitin-protein ligase DZIP3. Lineage: Eukaryota; Viridiplantae; Streptophyta; Magnoliopsida; Fagales; Juglandaceae. Bases 76 to 918 code for a protein of 280 amino acids. The transcript is spliced from 3 exons. Gene Ontology annotation, molecular function: ubiquitin protein ligase activity. Gene Ontology annotation, biological process: ubiquitin-dependent protein catabolic process. The record is from RefSeq and is a predicted model, not a curated record.